AUGGGUUGUUUCAACGCGAAUCUAAGCACAUACGACCAUAGGGUGUGGAGAACAGGGCUUCCCGUCCGCUCAGCCGUACUUAAGCCACACGCCGGCCAGUUAGUAGUAUGGUGGGUGACCACAUGCGAAUCCUGGCUGUUGUUGACUGACCAUUGUUCAUUUCACGAUAAUCUGCUUGUCGAGUUAUGA
This is a messenger RNA of Penicillium cataractarum, 189 nucleotides long. NCBI's taxonomy places the organism in Eukaryota, Fungi, Ascomycota, Eurotiomycetes, Eurotiales, Aspergillaceae. The record is from RefSeq and is a predicted model, not a curated record.